CUUGUAUCUCCUCUUCUCUCUCACAAAACUGCUUCCACCACCGUCGCCACCCUUCAUAAUGACUUAUUCGCACGAAACGACGCCUAGUACGGACAUUUACGGUCCUGGGACCUUUGUCGAUAAGGCCUUCCUCCCCGCGCCACAGGAUGCCGGUCGCAUCUUCGAGUAUAUCGCCAAGAGCACGCCCGGGUUCACCAAGAAUGAAGAAUUGUGGAAGACAGUCCGAUUCACCGGCAGCGAUCUGCCGGUUAUCCCGGGCCCGACCAAGGCCCCUCUCGUCGCAGCUGCCCUACACGCCAUGUGUGGAGUAGUGGCCCACGAGAUUGUCGAAGAUCGCGAUGGGACCGCUGCCCAUACCCAACAGGUUACGGUGAACACCGACCACGCAGCCAUCUGGCUGGGAACCAUCUUCGCAGCGUCCGUUGAGGGGAAGGACAUGUCCGAGUUGGUUCGGUCGCGCAAGCUCCCGACCCUCUUCGAUCGUGAUUUCGAGAAAGGCUGGCAAUCCACCCCCCUGAGACAACGAUCGACGGCGUUGUACAAGACCAAGACGCCGGGUGUAUGGUAUCAGAUUCACGGCUCUCUGGACGCUGCGCCCGUCCUCCGCGCUCUGGGCAUGGACCCCGAGUACCCGGCGAAGACCUCGGACGAAGCGUAUGAGUACAUCGGCAAGCAUGUCGAGCAGUGGACAGCCGACGAGCUGGAGAUGCUGAACAUCAAGAACGGGUUCUGCGGCAGCAUCUGCUUCACACCGCAGGGGUGGAACGACACGAUGAUGGGCAAGCGACUCGCGGAGCACCCGCUGGUCGGCUACUCGCGCCAGUCGCAUGCUAUCCCGACUCCUCCGGUCCCUUUUGUCAAGGUUGAGAACGAUAAGCGCCCGCUGGUGGGAAUCAAGGUGGUGGAGCUGGUUCGCAUCAUCGCCGGACCUGUGAUCGGCAGCACCCUCGCCGCUCUGGGCGCCGAUGUCAUUCGCGUCAACUGCAGCCGCUUGGUAGACCUUAAUGUCUUGCAACUCACCCUUAAUGCGGGCAAACGUACCAUCGACCUCGAUUUAACCAAGGAGCAAGACAAGUCGCGCCUGCGUGAACUCAUCGAGGACGCCGAUGUCUUUGUUCAGGGCUUCCGUCCCAACGUGAUCGCAAGGAAGGGAUUCGGUGUCAACGACCUCCUCGAGAUGGCCGGUAACCGUGGUAAGGGUAUCGUCUACGUCGAGGAGAACUGCUACGGUCCCGACGGACCAUACCACGAGAGACCCGGCUGGCAGCAGAUUGGAGACGCCGCUUCCGGCUCAUCCUACGUGAUGGGCCGCUCCCUGGGCUUCAAAGACGGGACUAGCGUUCUGCCCCCGCUGCCCAUCUCCGACAUGACCACUGGUCUGGUGGGUGCGUUGGGCGCGCUGAUGGCGCUCCGGGAUCGCGCUCGCCACGGCGGCUCGUAUCGCGUGACUAGCUCGUUGGUCAAGGCCGAUACGAUUAACCUGGAGCCGGAGAUUGGACUCUACUCGCUUGAAAUCGUGCAACGGAGCAAUGAGUUGUUCAAAUGGGGUCACAUCAGCCCUUCCCAGUUCGUGACGGAGAUCUUGCUCGUCGUCAUGGACGGAUGGAAGUCGGUCUUCCCCAAGUACUUUGCUCCUGGGCCUGAUACGCUGCUUACCGGCUUCCAGGAGGGGCCCUGGGGUCGCAUGGAGGUCCUGAAGCCUGUGGUUCAGUCGAGUGAUGCCAGUGUGACGCCUCGCUGGCUGACUGCAUCCGUCCCCAACUGCUACCAUGACCGGAACAUUGAAUGGCUUUAGAUUCGGGGUCGAGGAUCCGUGACG
Messenger RNA from Aspergillus homomorphus CBS 101889, 1819 nucleotides. Its product is annotated as alpha methylacyl-CoA racemase. The transcript has 2 exons. NCBI's taxonomy places the organism in Eukaryota, Fungi, Ascomycota, Eurotiomycetes, Eurotiales, Aspergillaceae. The record is from RefSeq and is a predicted model, not a curated record. Bases 59 to 1795 code for a protein of 578 amino acids. Gene Ontology annotation, molecular function: catalytic activity.